Messenger RNA from Oppia nitens, 2603 nucleotides. RefSeq lists its product as uncharacterized. Gene Ontology annotation, molecular function: alpha-mannosidase activity; metalloendopeptidase inhibitor activity; protein binding. Gene Ontology annotation, cellular component: Golgi apparatus. The record is from RefSeq and is a predicted model, not a curated record. The transcript has 7 exons. The coding region runs from base 1 to 2598 and encodes 865 amino acids. NCBI's taxonomy places the organism in Eukaryota, Metazoa, Arthropoda, Arachnida, Sarcoptiformes, Oppiidae.
AUGUUUGUUUCAAAGUUUGUCUUUUUUUUGUUGAGUUUUGGUUUUGUUUUCUGCAAUCAGUCAUUGAAUGGCGUUUUGGAAAAGAAAUCUUUUAAUUCUUUGACUGAUUUGAAGACAGAAGUUCUUCAGUUAAACAACUCUUCCAAACAAUGGCCAAACAGACCGACCGAUACUCAUACGAAUCCUUGGGCUGAAGCAGUGGCCCAGCAGUUGGCGCGCGGACUUAACUUAGUCUUAAUGACUAUUAAUUAUAUGAUUUCAUUUCAUUUGAAAAGUGACUGCARUUUCAGUGGAAAUGUCGACUAUUUUCCGAUUAAUCAACAAAUUGUCGACAGAUUUAACAAACAAUUCAAAACUUUAGUCAAUAAAAUGUCUAAAUUUUUGUGUCAACAAAACAGWUCCGAAGAUUGGCACCGAAGUAUGGAUCGAUUAGACAACGAUGUCAUGGCUUUGAUGACCAAUAAAGACAAUACAUCGAUGACUACAUCCGAUCUUCGCAAUAGUAAUGGAUGUGUUUUUCUGGCAAAGACUAUGAACACUGCUCUUCAGGUGCUUCUUAAGUCGUUUAAUGGUUUGUCAAAGAUUCUGAAGUUAAGAAUCAGAUUAAAUGGUUUCAUAUCUUUGACUCCAAACCAAUCAAAAGUUUUCAGAUAUUCAUCGAUGUCUUCGUCAAAGAACUCAAGAACGGAAAAGUGUUUUUCAUCACUCUUUCGAUUCCAUCGGAACCUGCACGGAUGUCAGUGUCCCGUCUAUGAGGAAACAGUAUCCGACAGAUGUCUUCCGGGUCUCAACUGUUAUGACGAGAAUCUGAUUCGACGUUUCUGUCGCUCCGACUUCUGUAUUGAAGUCCGAAUUGAAUCGGAAAAGGCGGUUACGGGUGCCGUCUAUAAGAGCAUCACUUACUCCAACUACACCUACCGGGCCGUACGGAUGAUCCGUUUUAGUCCGAAAUCAAUGCGCGCCUUAAAAAUGCAUACAUUUUUCACUCCAACUGAGAGCUCGCGUUGUGGUGUAGAUCUGAAACGUCGGCAUUUGUAUUACUUGUGCGGACAAGUAAUUGAGUCCAACGCUGUGGUCACGUCGUGUGAUUUCGUCAAACCCGCAGAGAAUCUGACAUUUACUGAACGAUCAUUCUUCCUGAGCGGAUUCAGAAAGACUAACUGUCAAGAGUUUGUCAACCAUUAUGUCGUCGGCGACGGAAAACUACUCUUCACUGAUGCCAUUCAUAAGGAAAGACAUUUACAUUCAUUUUAUACCAACAAUAGUCUUAAUAUCAAUUUUUGUAUUGAACUUUUGAACGGAGUUCCCAAAGAUUUUAGCGGUUAUUAUCAGAAAAGACAAAUUAUGAAAAACAGUUUUGUCAAUCGUUACCAGAAUAAGGCCAUAAACAAGAAUAUCGGCUUAAAUGAUGUCAUCGGACGGGUAUUUAAGAAAAGAUGGACACAAAGACAUAAACGGAUGACUGAUUUGUUUAGACUUUGGUUUGAAAAGCCGUACGCUUUGUAUAUUCCGGACAAAAAACAAAUGUUAUUGUUGUUGUUGUGGUCAUUGGGUGUGUCGGCAGUUUGUGGAUCAGCCUUUCCUCUCAAUUAUAACAUUCAUUUGUUUUAUUAUCCGUGGUUUGGAUCCAAAGAUAUAUCAAGACAUUGGUAUCACUGGAAUCAAAGACAACACAAUUCACCACAAGAUAUCGCAUCUGACUUUUAUCCGGUUUUAGGACCGUACGACUCGUGCGAUUCGCAAGUUUUGGCACAACAUAUGCAAUGGAUAGCAUCGGCAUAUGUGGGCACUAUUGUGAUGAGUUGGUGCGGACAACAAGACAUUAGCAACAAAUGUAUACCAAAUAUCAUGAACGCCGCGCAUAAACACCAAAUCAAAGUGGCCUUUCAUGUCCAACCUUACGGCGGCCGAACCGCCGAAUCGGUAGUUCGCGACAUCGCUUAUAUAUCGGACACAUACGGCACACAUGCGGCCUAUUUCAGGGAUGAGUCUCGUGACAAUAGAGAUGCCUUUUACAUCUUUGACAGUCUUAUUAUCAAAGACUGGAAACCAAUUGAAUCUCUGAAGAAAAAUCACAUAAUUUUGGGCAACAAUUAUGAAGAAAUUCAAAUAAAUAAAACACAUUUAUUGAAACAGUUUUCUGGUUUUUAUCCCUACGGUAUCGGAGCUGAUCCAAGUGUUGUCCACAAAUGGAAGGCUUUUAAUGACUUUUGUAAAAUUGAAGGUUGUAUUUGGUGUCCAAGUGUUGGACCCGGUUUUAGUGAYAAAAGAGCCAAAAACCACAGUAAAGCUCUUCAAUGGCAUCGAAAUAACGGACAGUUAUAUGAUGACAGUUGGAAUCACUUGUUUGCUUCCGGUAUACCUCAUUGGGUGUCAAUAACUUCGUUCAAUCAAUGGAACGACGGAUCUAUGAUUGAACCGUCUUUAGAGAGACCACCCAUUCAUCGAGUCUAUCAAACAUAUUCGGGUGCUUUCAAUACCACUGGAAAAGCGUCGGAAACGGCAUAUUUAGAGCGUACGGCUCAUUGGGUCGUAGAGUUCACCAAAAGAAGUAAUGCCAAAACCAAACAACUGUCCAUUUAUUCAAAUGAGUUAUAAUAAUU